AUGGUUCGUUCUAGUACACCUGGUGUCUGCUUCUUGUCGAUACCUCAGUUUGAUCCUCAUAACAUGAACCGUCCAGAUUCAGUUCAUCCGACUUGGACUUUUCUUGCUGUUGUCAAUGGUCUCGCUGCCCCACCAACAAUCGUCGUCAAUGCCCUCGUUAUAUGGGCUGUGAUGGGGAAUGAAAGUCUCAGAUCGUCUUCUUUCAACGUUUUGCUUGCCUCUUUAGCAGUGACUGAUUUUCUUGUAGGAUUGCUGGUCGAGCCGCUGUAUUGUCUCUUUCUGGGAUGUCUUCUGAACAAUUGUCUUUUGCCUGACUGUGCAUUUAGUGCGUACGUUUUGCCUUCCUUAGUCUGUGCAGGCAUAACGAUUGUCAGCUUAACUAUCGCAAGUGUUGAGCGGUAUUUAGCCAUUGAACAUCCGAAUUUUCAUCUCAAAAACAUUACAGUAAAAAAAGUCAUGAUAACAACUGUAAUUUCCUGGGUUAUACAUUUGGCWKAUUUGUUUAUUACAAGCGUUUUACUGAAUGAAAGCCACCCUGACCUGUUUAAAGUUCCAGCAGCUAUAUCGGCAAGCAUUCUUUGCAUGAUCACACUCUACUGCUYAUCUAAAGUACAGCUGACGGCUUACCGUCAGAGUAGAAUCAUCGCUCGUCAGAUCGCAACCGUUCAAGAGACCAACAACGAACAACAACAGCAAGAGCAGGAGCAGCGACUCCAGGAAUACAAGCGAGUAUUCACAAUGUCCAUCUUGGUGGCAUUGUCGUUUCUCUUUUACACCCCCUUCAUAGUGAUCGCAGUGAUCGAAGCCACGAAGAGUAAAGAUGCGACGAGCGAUUUUCAGUACAUCGCCGGGACWAUCGGUUUAAYAUUUUUACAUCUCCAGUCUCUCAUCAACCCAAUCAUCAUGUCAMUGCGUCUGUCCUACAYUCGCCAAGSCAUCAAAAACAAGCUAGCARGUCUUGURCAGKKGAACUGA
Exaiptasia diaphana is the source of this 975-nucleotide messenger RNA. Its product is annotated as histamine H2 receptor-like. The record is from RefSeq and is a predicted model, not a curated record. Bases 1 to 975 code for a protein of 324 amino acids. Gene Ontology annotation, molecular function: G protein-coupled receptor activity. The transcript has a single exon. Gene Ontology annotation, cellular component: membrane. Gene Ontology annotation, biological process: G protein-coupled receptor signaling pathway. NCBI's taxonomy places the organism in Eukaryota, Metazoa, Cnidaria, Anthozoa, Actiniaria, Aiptasiidae.